AUAUUUGAUUGGCUAAAUAUUUGACACGUGUUUUUGUUUAUAAUGGCAGCUUCCAGGACAAGACCAGGUAAUCCAGAGAGAGGCUGGAAUGACCCACCUAUGUUUAACUAUAACACAGAAAAGGAUGGGUCUACACAACCUAAGAGAGCACUAAACAAGAGAGUGGCUUUCCCUGUGUCAGGGAACACUAAGGGACCUACACCUGGAUAUGCAGUUUUGAAUCCGAGCCAGGGUCCACCCAUUUUGAACCCAGUCUUACCGGCAGACAUUCAGGGACCACCUCCUCUCCCUUCACAACCGCCUAUACCUAUUGGUCUCAGGGACACACCCCUUGGCAACCAGGCAGCUCCCCAGAGCCCGAUACAGCUGCUCCCUCCAUCUGCUGAUACCUCAACUCCACAGACGGUUCCCAUCCUAGUUCCACUGCUGGUUCCAUCUUCACCUCCGAAAUCUGAAGAGCAGGUACCAGAAGCAGUACAGCUGGAGGAUGAGCGACUAGAAGAACUUCUCUCAAGAUUAUCAUUCGAUACUGAUUCUCAGUUACUGCAACUGAAUAUUAACAAUUUCGAAAGUGUACUUAACAAGUACAGGAAUAUUUUAACGCUAAAGGUCUGUGAUGAAAUAAAAAAAAAACUGGAACUAUUUGAAGAGAAAUGGAAGAAGGGUUGCCUUAGUGAUAAUGUUAAAGUUAGAAUUACACAACUUUCUACAGCUCUGUUGAAUGGUGAGACAGACAAGGCCAACCAUCUACACUUGGCUCUCAUGGUAGACCAUAUAGCAGAGGUAGGUACAGUUUCCUGAUUCACAAAAUGUAGCUUAAAUUCCAUCAUGCUAGGUAGUGUUUCAAGAUUUAGAGUACAGUGUUAAAACAUUAUGCCUAGAGUAAUCAGAUUUCCACUUCUAUGUGAUGAGGAGAAGUGGCCAACUCUUGACUGAUUACUGGAAAAUGUACUUUAAUACAAAAGGGAAAAGGAGAAAGGAUACCAGUAAUGACAGGGUUAUUAUUAUGUUGUCUGCAACUAUUAAAAUGACUCGUUUACACUUUUUGGGUGAAAGUUUGUUAAUGAGAAUUUUCACAAAUUUCUCAAAACUUGCAUUUUCCCUUUGUCUGUAUAACGCUAUAAAAUUACAGAUAAUUAUGUAUAUUUUGCAAAAUAUCAUUUAAAGUAAUUUGAUAAAUGUAAAUCAUCUGCUUUUGAAAUGAUGAAUAAAAUCUAUAUUCUGCA
Messenger RNA from Mercenaria mercenaria, 1226 nucleotides. Its product is annotated as steroid receptor RNA activator 1-like. Bases 43 to 801 code for a protein of 252 amino acids. Gene Ontology annotation, cellular component: nucleus. Lineage: Eukaryota; Metazoa; Mollusca; Bivalvia; Venerida; Veneridae. The transcript is spliced from 5 exons. Gene Ontology annotation, biological process: regulation of transcription by RNA polymerase II. The record is from RefSeq and is a predicted model, not a curated record.